AUGCAGAGUCGUGAAGCGCUGGCAAAUCGCUUAUUGUAUGGAGAUCUCACACGUCUAGUAACGAGUGAGGUCGGUACUACGCGUCCUGCCACGUUCCUGGACUUUAUUUUCGCUAUAGACGAGCUAUCUGACGCUCUAAAAUCCCACGCUCUAGCAGGCUCUCAACUGUUCGCUUCGACGCUUAUCCCGUACGUGUUUCGAUACUUGAACGUCGAUGUUUUCCCACGUGGGAACCCAGCUCUUCCAGAUGCUGUAGCUGAUACUGCGACCCUGUUGGCUGCAAUCUCGGAAGACGCAAUGAAUGCGCAGCGUCGUAAGACACAGCGCUUCCAAUACGACCCGGAAGGAUAUACUACUGCAAUACCGACUGACGUGGCGUAUCCUUCGACUGUCAACCUAAGUAAGGAUCUCACUGGGGUCUUCACUACCACAGUAUAUUGGGCGAACACAUUGAGUCAAGAAUUCUGGCUGGAAAGUGCAGAGUCUAUUGCUCCAGUGUCGUGGAAUCUCUUCCCUUCCAUUUCCUUUUUCACCGAUGAUACAGCAAUUUCUGCAACUUUACCAGCUCCGAUAGUAGCCGUCACCCUGCAUUCCUCGAGUAGCAGUCCAUUGAACGUCGUGGUUCGUCAUCAAAGCCGCUUGUUGCGCAACGGAGCCACAGACAAAGUGAACAAAUUGUUGCUGCAUCUCGAGUUUGGGAUUGCAGAAGUCACGGAAAAAUCUGCUGAUGGCUGCGCACAUUGCCGUGCGAACGAACCCGGGUGUGCACCUCUGAAAACUUGUUUGUUUUCAGCCAUCCAGAAUCCGAUCGCUCAACUGCAACAGCCCCAGUUGACGUGA
Messenger RNA from Phytophthora infestans T30-4, 840 nucleotides. RefSeq lists its product as uncharacterized. The record is from RefSeq and is a predicted model, not a curated record. Bases 1 to 840 code for a protein of 279 amino acids. NCBI's taxonomy places the organism in Eukaryota, Oomycota, Peronosporomycetes, Peronosporales, Peronosporaceae. The transcript is spliced from 4 exons.